Molecule: messenger RNA, 1887 nt
Organism: Ostrinia nubilalis (European corn borer)
Lineage: Eukaryota; Metazoa; Arthropoda; Insecta; Lepidoptera; Crambidae
Gene: heix
Product: ubiA prenyltransferase domain-containing protein 1 homolog
Exons: 1
Coding region: 165-1136 (323 amino acids)
Biological process (GO): vitamin K biosynthetic process; menaquinone biosynthetic process
Cellular component (GO): Golgi membrane; endoplasmic reticulum
Molecular function (GO): prenyltransferase activity
Source: RefSeq, a predicted model, not a curated record
UCAAAGUAACUUCAAGUUGGAAUUUUAUCUACGUGAUGAUUUAAUUAAUUCUCUUCUUUUUACUCAAAAUGACACCGUUAUAAUAUUCAAACCGAACCUCGAAGCUGUUCUUUAUCUAUUAAGAAUAUACAUUUGUGAACAAACGUACAUUAGGUGUCGGUAUAAUGGAUAUUCCAGCUGCGGAAGGAAAUCUGUUGGAGCAACCUAAGGAGGAGACAAUUCCAGUCCGUAACCCACUAAUUAAGAUGCGGACGUACGUGCUGGCGUUGCGGCCGUGGUCGCUGAGCGCGAGCCUGCUGCCGACGCUGCUGGGCGCGGCGCUGGCGUACCGGCUGCCGGGCGACAGCGCCUUCAGCUGGCCCGCGCUGCUGCUCACGCUGUGCACCGUCAUCCCCGUGCACGGCGCGGGAAACGUCGUCAACACAUACUUCGACUUCGUCAAAGGAAUUGAUAACCGCAAAUCGGACGAUAGAACUUUAGUUGAUCACAUACUCAGUAUCGAUGAAGUGGUUUCGUUGGGCGCAAUAUUGUACUUGGGCGGAUGCGUGUUUUUUGUUCCGCUAGUGAUGCUUUCUCCGGCUCGAAUGGAACAUUUGGCUUUAGUGUACUUUGGCGGUUUAUCAUCUUCUUUUCUUUACACAGGUGGCAUUGGCUUGAAAUAUAUAGCCCUCGGAGACAUUCUAGUGCUUGUAAUAUUUGGGCCUGUGUCUGUAGUGUUUGCGUUUUUGGUUCAAACUGGAAGAGUAGAUUGGCCAAUAAUCUACUAUGCUAUACCAUUGGCAUUAAACACGGAAGCAAUUUUACACAGCAACAACACGAGGGAUUUGGAAACUGAUUGUAAAGCUGAAAUAGUUACUUUAGCGAUAUUGAUUGGAAGAACAUCUUCCUAUUUACUGUAUGCAUUUUUACUAUUCACUCCAUACAUAAUGUUUGUAGUUGCAUCUGUGCGUUGUUCAUUUUGGUUUUUACUUCCAAUGUUGACAUUACCUAGAGCUUUUGAAAUUGAAAGAAGGUUUAGAAGCCCUGAUACAAUGAGAUGUGUUCCAAGACAAACUGCUAGGCUCAACUUUUACUUUGGAAUGCUGUAUGUAAUUUCAUGUCUUUUUGGUAGCAGGCUUCCAUUUCUUCUACGGUAAAAGUAAAUUAAAGUUGUGGCAAUCUGUACUUAGGAAAGAAUUGUUGCAUAAUGAUUGUAUUAGUUGUCUUUUGAGGCUGGUGGAAUCUCAAAUAUUGCUAUAUGGUGUAUGUGUGCACAUAAUUGUUUAGUAUGAGCUUUACUAUUUCUAAAAUAGUGUUCUUUCUCUCUUUUUUAUGGUUGUGCUUUAUUCAUCUAAUUAUGUAAGGGGGUUUUCUAUAUAAAUCGAGUAUUCCAUAAAAAAAAUAGGGUAUUCUAGAUUUAUGUAUUCAAUACAAAUUAAGGAUAAGUCAUCAUACAUUAUAUUUUUUAAGGCGUGUACCAAACAUAUCAAUGGUGAAUAGAGAGCAUAAAUAAUUUAGUUUUGUGUUAAUGUUCUUGUUAGCUUGACUUGUAUUAACAUUAUUCAUGUGUAGUUGAGGUAUUGAUAGGCAGCUGCUGAUAGCCUUUUAUACUCAUGUAAAGCAUAAAAUAUAGAAAUGUGUCUUAUGUUUAUUGCUUUACAGUAGCAAAUAGUUCAGUAACCUGAUUUGAAUCUGGUUACGAAAAUUCUACACAUGGAUACAAUAACUACCUCCUAUUUUAAGUUUAAGAUUAUAUUGUUAAGGGAAGAAAGUUUCACAUGAAAAAUGACUUGUUCGUGAUAUAUUGCGCACAUUUGAUAGAAUCUGGAUAUAAGUAUGGAUGAAUUGACAAUAAUUUAUUUUAAGUGUUUACAUUGGUUUAAAGCAAAUAUAUAUUUAAUAUUUAUA